Molecule: messenger RNA, 2548 nt
Organism: Callorhinchus milii (elephant shark)
Lineage: Eukaryota; Metazoa; Chordata; Chondrichthyes; Chimaeriformes; Callorhinchidae
Product: leucine-rich repeat-containing protein 43
Exons: 15
Coding region: 462-2462 (666 amino acids)
Molecular function (GO): protein binding
Source: RefSeq, a predicted model, not a curated record
AUUGCAAAUAAACCACUUCCUCAUCUUGUUAAAAUGUACGAAAUUCAACGCACUGUUAUCUGAUGACAAAAGGACAAGAGACAGAGAGAGAGAGCAGUGGUUCUUGGUGCACAGUAAACCUACAUAUUCUUUUGAAAAGCUGCUUGCUUGCGGUAGAAGUUCCUUCAUCAGCUCACACGUGUUUCUGAAGCGAGGCAGUGGAGAACAACAUGCUGACACGCAGAGCAGUAAAACACAGCAAAGUUUCCAGAUUCCUGCGACCAAGACAUGAGAGAUAAGUAAAUAACGCCGCGAAGAGAUCUUUAAGGUCCACCUGAUGGAAGCUUGGUUUAACGUCUCAUCCUGCAAUGUAGCCGAGCAAUGGGAGAUCGGAAUCCAGUUGAUCCCUGGUGACGAUCUCGGAAGAACGGUUCCUGAGCCAGGCGUGUCAGUUACCCCCCACUUUCCACCCACUUUUGACGAUGGAUUGGCCAGCCUGGCUUGUUAGUUAUUCUACUCAAUCGGCUCAGGUUAACUCUACAAGCCAAAGCCCCGAUGGAAACUUGCCAGUGGUUGCAGUGAACUAUUCAAAGUGCGUCGUGAAGGAUCCCAAAAACUACAAGUUGUUUAAGUACCAUUCGGAGCGAGAGGAGGAAGAGGAGAGAGACGUGAACGAGGAAGAUUUUGACUCCCUCAAGCAGUAUUUGACGGACGAGUUUUCCCCCUGGAGCACGGUGGGAAGCCUGACCGAGGAGGCCAAGCACCUGAAGGAGCUAGCAAUCGUCUCGCCCUUCCUCUUAGACCAACAAUUUGUCUGUUUGAACUUAAAGUCGUUAAGGAUUGUCAAUAAGCACGUCGGGGAGGUGGACAAACAAAUGAUGAACUUCCGGAAACUUCAGGAACUGAAUUUAAGCGUAAACAACAUUACCACUGUAAACUCUGCCCACCUGCCCAAGACUUUAAAGGUUCUGGAGCUGUGUGUGAACGAGAUCUCAAGCCUGAAAGAGCUGUGCUCCAGCCCCUUGCCUGACCUUCAGCACCUAGGACUCGCUUACAACAAGCUCGCUCGCUCCUCCCUGUCCGAAUAUCUCACCGCAGCCUUCUGGCCUCAGCUGGUGUCCCUGGAUCUGAGCUUUAACAACCUGCUGGGGUUGCAGGAGUUGGUGACACAGCUCCGCAGGCUUCCCAACCUCCGCAACCUCAUCCUCCAGGGAAACCCGCUCAACUUCCUGCCCCAGUACCGGGGCUACCUCAUCGAUAGCCUCCCCCAGCUCUACACCCUGGACGAUGUCUGGAUCUCUCCCAGUGAGCGGCACCAAUUCACAGGCCUGAGCAACAACGCACAGCUGCUUGUGAAUGCGGUUCAGGUGACGGUGAGCAUCGGAAACGUUACUGGGAUCUUGAACCCCGUCGCCCCCCUGGAGUCAAACCCAAAUCCACACCUGCUCGAGGAGACGAUCAUCGAGUACAAAUACUUUGUGACGUAUGAGUUUCUGACAGACGAGCAGGCAAAACCAGGGGACAAUGAGGGGAAAUCCUCACAGAUCAAAAUCAGCUCCCCGAUAAUUCAGAAACAAAACUCUUCCCAAUUGGAGAGAAACAAGCACCUGGCGACAGACCCAGGCACUCCCCGCAGUUCGCCCGUCCUCGAGAUCCCGGCUUUCAGCGGCCUCUCCGCCAACAGACAACUGAUCCCCGAGCUGAUGGUCCAGGCAGGCGCAAUAGCCAUUCCGUCUUCUGAUGUGGUUCAUCACAAGACCCAGGGCAUCCCAUGGGCAGAGCCCAUUGUGGCCAACUACAGUAAAUCUUUCUCGGUGACCGAUUUACUGGGCCUGAAGUGGCUGCUGUUGAGAGGCAUUAUGGUGGCGGUAAUGGAGGAGAAGGUCCUCUUCCAUCCCAUCCACACUUUCGAGCCGGAGGCAGAUAACUCUGGGAAGAAAGGGAAGAAGAAAAAUAAAGAGCCGGCCAAGGCGGCCCGAGGGCAGACGGGGAAAGGCAAGGAGAAGAAAAAGAAGAAGAAAUUAUCUUCGGACUUUCUGAAGGACCCACCAAUCCUCAGGACCCUGGGCAGCAUGCAGCUGGAGCUGGAAACGUUGGUGGGCGGUGGGCACAGCGUGGAGACCCUGUGUGACUUGGGGACCCCCUAUCCUGAGGUGGAGGAGAUUCCGAUGGUGAAGAAAGAGGACGGGAAAAAAAGUGGGAGGAAAAGGGAGGAACACGGGUCUGUCCAACUGGGCAGAUUGAGCAUCAAAAGCCCCCUCCCGAAAGAGAAACAGGACAAGAGGAAGCUCAGCUCGGCGAAGACUCCAGUCCGCCAAGGAAACAAGUUGGUCGCAGGGAAAGGCAAGGACCAGUCUGAGGUGGAGGUUCUGGAAGAUUCCAUCGUGCCUGAGCCCGAGCACCUGAAGGUACAGUUUAAGGUAGCCAUGCAGCACUGGCCAAGCAUGGAGGAGGCACUGAGAGACACGGGGGCUGAUGAAUAAACACAGCUCCCCCUCCACCCCCAAAGCGUCUCACAAACUCCCAAGGGACAUGAGUUGCUCUCCCCCAUUUCCCCCCCCAAAUUUUA